Molecule: messenger RNA, 798 nt
Organism: Momordica charantia (bitter melon)
Lineage: Eukaryota; Viridiplantae; Streptophyta; Magnoliopsida; Cucurbitales; Cucurbitaceae
Source: RefSeq, a predicted model, not a curated record
AACUUCCCUUGUAUGCAACUCCCUCUGCCUCCCUGCGGAUGGCUCCAUGGCUCUGGUUCGACCUUAGCAAGUCACCCUUCCCUCGGCUCGUCAAUGGCUCGACCGGUAUCUCCAUCGGGCCGACUAGGAACCCCAAGUUUUUAGCUCAUUGCAAAAAUAUUGCACAUUCAAGGGAGACGCAGUACUCAAAUGCUAAACAAGACCCAUGGAAGUCUCUGUUGAGCUUAGUGCCAACAAAAGCAGAUAACAACUCACAGUUAUCAACCAUUGUUUCCAUUAAGAAUGAGGCAUUGAAGUUGGUAGUGGAUAAGAAAUACGAUGUAUUAGAGUGCCUUAUGAGAUGCUUGAGCAAUAGGGGUGAUACAAAUGAUGACGUGGAAUACGAGGCUCGGGUGGCAUAUGUCCAAUUUCUUAUAUAUCUGGAUGAAUACAACAAAGCUCUAGAAUUUCUAGAGGAGGAUGGCAGAUUUCCAAAAUCUGCAUCAUCUGAUGCAAGACCUUGCCUUUACAAGGCUGUGGUACAUACCAUGUUGGGCAAACAUGAUGCUGAAAAAUGUUGGAAUGCAUACUUAAAAACCCUUAACAAUGGCAACGUAAAUGACACAUUUUUAACUCAUUCCAACAAUAAUACAUAUCCAGAGCUGUUGUUCUUGACCGAUGCUAAAGCCCCAUUGAAGUCACUAUUGAGCUUAGAGGAAAAAAACUCAUCGUUAGCGAAGAUUAUUCCCGCCAAGGUUUCUGAACUAGUUGAAUAUUCGUUUAAUCCCGAGAUUUUGGAGGCAGAAUAAGGCAUUGAAG